Molecule: messenger RNA, 1338 nt
Organism: Cottoperca gobio
Lineage: Eukaryota; Metazoa; Chordata; Actinopteri; Perciformes; Bovichtidae
Product: UPF0676 protein C1494.01
Exons: 7
Coding region: 63-998 (311 amino acids)
Source: RefSeq, a predicted model, not a curated record
UCAGUGUGUUGAUAUUUCCUGUGACUCUGAGAUCCUUGCAGAUACACAUUUAGUUUUUUAAAAUGAGUAUCCCAGUAGUGGACUUCGGCGCAUACAGCCUGAGUGAGGAAGAUGUUACUGACGAGCAGAUGCACAACUUGAGCAAAGAGUUGGAAACAGCUUUUACAGAAGUUGGUUUUGUUUUCCUGAAAAACACUGGGAUCACUCAGGAGGAGGUGUAUCGUGUUAUGGACAUAUCCAAGACGUUCUUCCUGCAGCCAGAUGAAGCGAAGCGACCCUUCAGCAGGAACAGCUUUGAAAACAAUCCCAACCACGGCUGGGUGUCUCUGGGGAUCGAGAAGUUGAACCCGCUUCGCCCUGGAGACCUAAAGGAGGCAUUCAACAUUACUUCACUUUGCCAAGGGAGCAUUAAAUGGCCAUCAGGUGCUGCAAAAGGCUUCCGGGAGAUCCAGACGUCUUUCUUCCAUCGCUGUAAAGCGCUGAGUCUGCGGGUGCUGAGGGUGAUGGCUCACAGUCUGGGUGUGGACCCCGAGGUGUUCCUGAGUGCUCACCGUUUAAUAGGAACUGCUGGGAACUCCACAACACUGCGCUCUCUGUACUACCCGCCUGUGAACCGUGAGGAAGGGAAGGAGGGUCAGCUGCGAUGUGGAGAACAUUCAGACUAUGGCAGCAUCACCCUGUUGUUUAGCGUCUCUGAGGGUCUACAGGUGCGCACACGUUCAGGUGAAUUCAUCUGCGCUCCCGUCAUCCCCGGAGCGGUGCUCAUCAAUGUCGCUGACCUGAUGCAGCGCUGGACCAGCGACCAGUUUGUCUCUGUGCUCCACAGAGUGUUGCUGCCCCCAGCUGCAGACUCCAGCACACGGCAGUCUCUCGCUUUCUUCGUGCAGCCGGAUGACGAGGCUCUGAUCAGCUGCUGCGACGGCUCCAACAGAUACCCCCCAGUCACAGGAGGCGGAUACCUCACCGAGCGCUUCAAGUCCUCUUAUGGACAAACCUGAAUCUCUUCCCAUUUCUCAAUUCAUACACACAUAAAUGUCUUUAGAUCCCACACUGAUUUCAGCCAAUGUGAAAGAUUUAAAAGAAGAGACUUCAACGUCAAAACCUGCAAGCUCAUUCAUUUUAUUGUCCACAUUCAAACCUUGUUCAACAGUUUCAUGAGUUCCCCACACACGACGUUGGGUGGUGGACAGAUUUAACAGAUUUUUGGAAAGGACAUAACUAUUGUACCUCCAUUUCUCAAAACAUUACCUAUCUUUGACCCUGUGACUAGCUCUGUUUGGAGUUUACUUACAUUUUCCCAUCUUUGUUGUAGCGCGUAAAUAAAUAAUUAUUCUAUCA